Olea europaea var. sylvestris is the source of this 961-nucleotide messenger RNA. RefSeq lists its product as uncharacterized. NCBI's taxonomy places the organism in Eukaryota, Viridiplantae, Streptophyta, Magnoliopsida, Lamiales, Oleaceae. The transcript has 2 exons. The coding region runs from base 352 to 648 and encodes 98 amino acids. The record is from RefSeq and is a predicted model, not a curated record.
ACAAUAAAUUAAAGGAAAAUUCUACUUGUACAUAAUUAUUGCACAUAAUGGUAUCCAUAAUUUGAUGUGUCAAUCAUCCGGUUGUUGAUGUGCAAAUGUAAUAAUUGAAUUAAAUGUUGAAUCCAAUGUCACGUGUAAUUAUGAACACCAUUAUGUAAAUAAUUAUGUACAUAUAGCACUACCUUAAAUUAAAACAGGAAAAAAAAUCCCUAAAACAUAAAAUUUAUUGGCCCAAGGGCCUCUGAGACUUUACAAAAGUCCAAUAUUCUCAUUCAUCCCCCAGAAGCCCAGUACGGCGACCUUUUCACCGUCCAGAUCAAGCAUUGGAUUUGGAUGGAACUGAACUGAAAAAUGGAGGAAAAACAGGAAAUCCCCGUAGGCGGUGGCGUUGUCAGUGGUGUAGCGGAGUACUGGUGGUGGGCCACCGCAAGCACGGGCCAAUUAACCUGGGCGGUUUCCAUUUAUAGAAAAGGCUACGCCGGCGACUGUCGUCUCAUGCCCUUUAAAGCCUUUGCUGUCGCUUCCCUCUUUAUUGGUGCCACCGCCACCGCCGCCGUUGCCUCCCUUCGCGCCUCUGGUCGAAGACAUGAAGCUUGCUGGUACAAAUAUAAGGAACCGACUAGGAAUACGUCCAAGACCAUGAGAUGAGUAGAUGCAGCUUUUGAAGAUUCUUGUAUAUCUGUAGCUUCUUCUCAUUUUCACUGGCGCUGUUUUACAACCCGGUUUUGUUUUUAAAUCGUUUUCCAGCGUCAAUCUUUACUAUGGGAGACCAUCAACAUGCAGUAAAGAUGAAUUGCUUUGUAAAGCAGAGACUCUAUGCAACCAAAAACUUUAGUUAAUACUAGUCUUUGCCCGUGUAAUGCACGGCCUUGGACAUUUUAAAGCUAAUGUUAGUGUAUUCAAUGUAUAAGUAUUGACGGGAGAUACGUGCAUUGAUUGAACAAAGGCUAUUAUUUUUUAA